Messenger RNA from Cladophialophora yegresii CBS 114405, 1464 nucleotides. RefSeq lists its product as uncharacterized. The record is from RefSeq and is a predicted model, not a curated record. NCBI's taxonomy places the organism in Eukaryota, Fungi, Ascomycota, Eurotiomycetes, Chaetothyriales, Herpotrichiellaceae. The transcript has 2 exons. Bases 1 to 1464 code for a protein of 487 amino acids.
AUGUCUGAUAAUAGCAGUUUUGGAGAACAGAGCUUGGCAGAGGUGAUCAGCAUAUGUCGGACUUGCACCCAACUCGACAGACAUAUUGACGAAGAGGAAGCUAGCUCAGGGACGGUGCCCGGUGCCGAAGCUCCUCAAGAUCCUGCCAGGAACGACAGGGAUACGCAGCUCGACCAAUACCUUGACCAUGCCAUCCAGUCUUUCGCCGCUCGAUGGCUCCCGUUGAUCUAUCAGAGCUCAGUGCCGGGGCUCCCUCUGGCCGACAUCGUCUGUCGUCUAUGGCGGCGUGCGCAUACCGACAUGCUAAAGGUCAUCAACAGGCCGUCUUAUCGCUCAAUGCUUGCUUUACUACUGUUUGCUCUGACACCAAUACCAGUAGGUGUAUGUGAAGAGGAAGAGCUUGAAGGGGUGUCUGGACAGGUCUGUGUCCACGCUGCCCUUCAGCAGAUCCAGACACUCCGCGCCCGGCAAAAGAGCCUUCAGUUCAACGGGACACGAGUCAAUCUAACGAACUCGAACCGCCCCGUUGGUGCCAGUCCUGCUUCACUAGCGACCGCCAAUUUCAUCAUUGCAGAAAGCACUGCUUACUGGGCUGCACUCACCUUCGACACCUCUGCUUCUCUGACUUUGAAUUGCAGGCCACUGCUUUCCUCUGGCCUCUUCGGCUUUGAGUCUGAACCAUCAUGGCGUAUGGUCCGGGCUUGCAUCGGAAUCUUUCACGAAUCGGCACGAGACUGGAACCACGUCGACGUCGAAAUAACAGAUGAAAGAGCCAACCAGGUCAUUGCCGCUGGGGCGGCCUGGAAAUUGUUGGUCUGGAAACUGACGGCGAAUCUGAAAGAAUCCCUGCGAGACGGCCACGACGAGUCAGAGGUGCUGAGGGCGUUCAACUCGGUGUCCAAUGCCGUCGAUCAAUUCAACAUCACGUACCGAGAUCUGCUCAUCGCAUGCCAGAGACGAAUACAAUUCCUCAACCAAGAGACGCGACUUCGCUGGUAUGAUCUCAUGCUCCACUAUAACCUCGCGAUCCUGAUGGUCACCGACAUCGCUACAGCAACUCUGCGAGAAGACCUCUUAUCCCUCUUCUCGGCCAAGCGAGUCGACGCCGAAACAUGGGUCAUGAAUUGCCUCGCCUUCGGCCUGAACAACAAAUACACUUUGAAGCUCCAACGACAUCCAGACGCCACCGAACCCCCGACUCAGGCACAGCACGCAACAAGCAUCACCGUGCCUCUCGUCGCGAUUGAUCCCUAUCCCCACCACGUCGUCGCGGCCGUGAAGCUCAUGCAGCACGCUAUCGACAGGGACUUCGCGGCCGAGAAGAUCAGCGCAGAUGCGUACACCAACCUACAUUCCACGUUGCGGCAAACCUUGAGCCACCUCCCUCAAGUCUCCAAGUCCGUGCAGACAACGCUCGCUGAGUUUGAAGCGGCCGAACACCCGCGACAGCCGCUAUAUCCGUAA